Messenger RNA from Haliotis rufescens (red abalone), 4170 nucleotides. Its product is annotated as probable glycosyltransferase STELLO1. NCBI's taxonomy places the organism in Eukaryota, Metazoa, Mollusca, Gastropoda, Lepetellida, Haliotidae. Bases 19 to 2262 code for a protein of 747 amino acids. The transcript is spliced from 3 exons. The record is from RefSeq and is a predicted model, not a curated record.
AGUGGAUCAACAAUCAACAUGCGCGAUGUGCCUCAGCAUGGUCCAGGAUUCAGGAUGCUGUGCAUCGCUGGUGCGUGUCUGUUAUUUCUUUACAUUGCCUGGUCUGCAGGAUCGCAAAGGAACAAGUUCAGCAUCGUUAACGGGAGCCGAAACCCCAGGCUCAUAGACAAGUUCCGCACAGUUCAGUCAGAUCGAUGGAUAGUGGUAACAACCAUCUCCUACCCUACUCCGGACAUGGAGUUCCUGGCGAGCAUCCCCGGGUGGAGGGUUGUUGUCGUCGGAGACACCAAGACGCCGGCAGACUGGAGGAACCCAAACUGUGUGUUUUUAAGUUUAGAAGAUCAGCGUGGGCUGGGUUUUGCCACGGAGUCACUUCUGCCCGAGGAGAGUUAUGCCAGAAAGACGAUGGGGUAUCUGUUUGCAAUAGCCCAUGGCGCAAAGGUAAUUUAUGAAACUGAUGAUGACAAUCGUCCUCUGGAUCUGCUGAAAACUUUCAAACUCGAUCCAACGAUGUGGGGCAUCAUGUUCAGAGGGGAAAAACUCUUUAAUCCUUACCGCCAUUUUGGACAGCCGACAUUGUGGCCAAGAGGCUAUCCGCUUGGUUCUGUAGGAGAAAGACCAACAACAGAUUAUGAACUAAAUCACUGGAAAACGCCAUCCAUUCAGCAGGGUUUGGUCAACGGAGAUCCAGAUAUGGAUGCCAUUUUCAGGCUGACCCGGAAACAAACCCGUUCUCAGCUGAAUGUGACCUUUGAUGGAAGAGCUCCACCAUCAAUUGUUCCAGCUGGCGUGUUCGCUCCCUUUAAUUCCCAGAAUACCCUUUUCCUGUAUGAUGCAUUGUGGGCACUCCUAAUUCCAACAACCACGACAUUCCGAGUGUGUGAUAUCUGGAGGGGCUACUGGGCUCAGAGACUCUUGUGGGAGAUGGGAGGUAAUGUGGGGUUCUUCCCGCCUAAUGCUGUCCAGAAGAGGAACUCUCAUUCCUAUCUCAGUGAUGCCAAGGAGGAGAAGGAUCUCUAUUUCCAGACAGACCGCCUUGUUGAUUUCCUCACCAAAUGGAGAUGUGAGGAAGGUAGAACAUUGUUUGGUUGUAUGACUAAAUUAUCGACUGAUAUGGUACAUGAGAACUUCUGGGGGGGAAAGGAUGCAAGUCUGACUUCCCUUUGGAUCAAGGACCUAGUGGCACUUGGCUACCAGGAACCAAAAAGAAUUCCGUUUGGUUCUCUGAAGGACGCUGCGCAAUAUGUAACAGAGGAGAAAUUGCUAACACAAACUCGCACGACGGAUCAACGGGUCAAUGUGUCAUUCUGGGCAGCUGGACAACCCCCACCCCAGAUUUAUUCCCAAGCUACGCAGUCACCUGCGGCGGUGUCGCAUGCUGCUCAAAUAGCUUCCUAUUGUAGCAAUGAAUCGUUUAUUACAUCUAAACUGACAGAUAUCAUUACAUAUCCAAAUAUUUUGUUAAUUAUAGUGUUCAACUUUCCCCACUAUGAGAACCUCCAGUUUCUGGAGACAAUGUACAGCAUGCACUUCCCUCACAUUAUCUAUUGUGGAGCCAACAAAGACCAAUUUGACACUCACGCUAAGCUCCUCUCCAAGCCCGUGACCUUCAUGGAGGUCGACCACGCUAAUGGUUGGCUUGGUCAGCACUGUUUGAUAGAAGCCAUGAAAAUGCAGUUCCGUGUUGAUGGUUAUUUGUACAUGGGCGAUGACGUCUUGCUUAAUGUGUGGAACAUUCACACGUUACCAUUGAACAAACUCUGGGUUUAUCACGCAAGAGUUGUACGACAGUCGAGGAGGGAACGUGGACAUCGGGUAGACCAUCCCAAAGUAGGGUCGCCAGCGUACCAGGCUGCUCUUAAAGCUUUGAAACUUGUAGAUAUUGACAGAUAUAACAGUUUCACGGACAUGCUUUUCAACAAUUCAUGGAAGAGAGAUGGAUUUUUUAUUGGUUCCUCGGACAUUUGCUAUGUUCCUGAAAAAUACAAAGCUGACUAUCUCUACUACAUGGAACACUUCUCCAGGUUUGACUUAUAUAUUGAGCUGAUAUUUCCAACAGUUCCCCGUGGAAUAGAAAAGUCGGAGAAUCUUUACAUGAUGAAGGGAACCUACUUCCUUUAUGAACCGAUCAGGGAAAUACGGAAGUAUUUUAAUGAGAAUCACCUCUUUGUGCACACUGUCAAAAUAUCACGAUCAAUAUCUGUACCUGAAGGACGGACAUUUUUCUGUAAAAUUUUCUUUCCCCUAACUUUGAAAAAUUAGCCAUCCAAACACCCAUGCUGAAAACAUAAGAGUGAGUGAGUGAGUGAGUUGGGUUUAACGCCACUUUUAACAAUAUUCCAGUUAUAUCGCGGCGUGUCAGCUUAAUGUGGGAGGAAAGCCCGAAGUGAUGCAGGUCUCAGACGUUUACCACUUCGGGGAAACCCACGAGCACGGGUAUGGUGCUGACAAACCUAGAAACAUAAUCGAGGCGAACCGAGAUUCGAACCCACAAUCAUAGGUUUCAAAUUAAAAUGUACUUUAUGCUUCGUGUUCUCUUUCUAUCUGUCACAGUAAUCGCCUCUCUCAUCUCCCAGUACUCGCCCUUCUCUCAUUCACAUACUCGCCACUCUCUCCUCACCGUAUUAGGCUUCGCUCCUUCCCAUACACGCCUCUCUCUUCCACGUACUCGCUCUUCUCUCCUCCACAUACUCGCCUACCCCUUCUCCCAGUACUCGAAUCUCUCUCCUCCCCGUACUCGACCUUCUCUCUCCACAUACUCGCCUACCCCUCCUCCCAGUACUCGAAUCUCUCUCCUCCCCGCACUCGCCCUUCUCUCUCCACAUACUCGCCUACCCCUCCUCCCAGUACUCGAAUCUCUCUCCUCCCCGUACUCACCCUUCUCUCUCCACAUACUCGCCUACCCCUUCUCCCAGUACUCGAAUCUCUCUCCUCCCCGCACUCGCUCUUCUCUCCUCCCCGUACUCGCCUUUAUCUUCUCCCAGUACUCGAAUCUCUCUCCUCCCCGUACUCGCCCUUCUCUCCUCCACGUACUCGCCUACCCCUUCUCCCAGUACUCGAAUCUCUCUCCUCCCCGUACUCGCCCUUCUCUUCUCCACGUACUCGCCUACCCCUUCUCCCAGUACUCGAAUCUCUCUCCUCCCCGUACUCGCCCUUCUCUUCUCCACGUACUCGCCUACCCCUUCUCCCAGUACUCGAAUCUCUCUCCUCCCCGUACUCGCCCUUCUCUCCUCCACGUACUCGCCUACCCCUUCUCCCAGUACUCGAAUCUCUCUCCUCCCCGUACUCGCCCUUCUCUUCUCCACGUACUCGCCUACCCCUUCUCCCAGUACUCGAAUCUCUCUCCUCCCCGUACUCGCCCUUCUCUUCUCCACGUACUCGCCAACCCUUCCUCCCCGUACUCGCCCUUCUCUCCUCCACGUACUCGCCUAUCCCUUCUCCCAGUACUCGAAUCUCUCUCCUCCCCGUACUCACCUCUCUCUCCUCCCUGUACUCGCCUUUAUCUUCUCCCAGUACUCGCCCUUCUCUCUCCUCCCCGUACUCGCCCUUCUCUCCUCCACGUACUCGCCUACCCCUUCUCCCAGUACUCGAAUAUCUCUCCUCCCCGUACUCACCUCUCUCUUCUCCCUGUACUCGCCUAUCUCGGUGUGUUAUGCUUAUCUGUAUAAGAUAGUAUCAAAAUGAAAACCUAAAUAUAUAUAAAUGUUAGGCCCCUCGGUACAGUAAUGGACAGUAAAUGUAUGUCUGUAUGUUUGAUAUGAGCGAUUGAUGUAUCUCGGCAACGUUCCCCGUGUGCACAUUGUUACCUAUCUGGUAUGUAAUGUCUUCUCAGAUAGUAUAUAAAUAUUCUAUCUUCCAUGAUUUGUAAUACUUACUGUAUUGUCAUAGUAAUAUAUUUUGUAUCUGUGUAUUGAUGUAUUGAUGUAUUGAUAUAUUGUACGGAUACGCGUGAUGUAUUGUACAAAUACGUGCAGUACUAGAUGAUGUAAAGUUAGUGCUAUUUAUUUAAUGAAAGUGAUAUCUAUCUUCAAGAAAUUCAAAGCAUAAAUGUUACAGAUUGUGUAUAUUUAUUAGAUUUUGUGUUAUAAUUCCCUAUGUUGCUAUUUAAUUGUUUCAAGCUGACGUACGUAUAUGCGUACAUACAAUUCAUAAUAAACGUCAUCAGCCUCA